Molecule: messenger RNA, 1610 nt
Organism: Eruca vesicaria subsp. sativa (arugula)
Lineage: Eukaryota; Viridiplantae; Streptophyta; Magnoliopsida; Brassicales; Brassicaceae
Source: the annotation of a GenBank genome assembly
CACGAUCACGAUGUCAACUGAAGCCGCCUCCAACUCGAAGAAAUCACGGCGAUCAUCAUCAUCACCGUUUUUGCUGUUGCCAGACGACGUUGUUUUAAAGUGCUUAUCCCGCGUUCCGGGACGCUAUGACCUAAAGCUCUCUUUGGUCUCCAAAGCCCUAAGGUCGCUCGUUUGCUCGCCAGAACUCCACCGUUUGCGAUCCCAGCUUCUCCCGAAGAAGUCGGUCUUUCUCUCUUAUCAUAUAUAUCAAGGCCCGAUGGAUCCGUCCCCUAGCUUCAGAUGGAUCACUUUCCGUCCGGGUGAGAAGACCACUGACUAUCAGUUGGAGCAGAGAUCUCUGUCAUUGGCGGAUGUCGUCCCGACACAUCGUUUUGGUCAUGCAGUCUCCGUGGGAUCAGAGAUCUAUUUCAUUGGUGGAAGAAGCGUUCACUCCCCGGAGCUUUGGAUUCUUGAUACUCGAUCUGGUCAUUUACGGACGGCUCCAAGCCUGAAAGUGGGUCGGUUGAAGUACAAAGAAGCAGUGGGUGUGGUCGCGGGGAAGAUAUACGUGAUUGGAGGAAGUGAAGAACGCAGCCAAGUGGAAGUGUUUGAUCCACAAGCGCAAACCUGGGACUUCGUUGGCGAGGAGAAAGUGACAUGUGAAUCCCGGUUUAGUGCGUCUAUGAAGCAAAAGGUUUAUAUGGUGGACAUAGAUGGGAGAGUCAGCGCGUAUGGCCCGAGAGAAGGUAUAAACAGUGAUGCAACGGAGGUGCCAAGUGAUGAUAUGCUGAAGUUAGUGUGUGUGGUAAAGAAUGUGCUCUACGGUUGUUUUGAGUGGAGUGGGUUAAUGUGGUUUAACACAAAGCUCAAGGUUUGGAUAAAAGUGGUUGACCGUGAUGGCAAGGAUGGGAAGUUAGAGCUGUAUUCAUUUGCUGCUGCAAAAAUGGUGGAAUACGAGGAAAAUAUUGUGUUUCUUUGGCCACUAGGUAAUAUUGAUCCCAUGAAGAAAGAUGUUGUGUGUAAAUUGAUUGCAUUGGAUAGCCUAGGAGAAGAAAUCCGUGGGAGGAUUGAGUGGUCUGGUAUUGUGGCCACUUUGCCGCAUAACAUUCUUUGGAAGGAUUGUUUAGUUGUUUCUGGUUGAUGGAUUCAUUAUAUGAUUUAACCUGUCAUAUGUUGAACUUAAUUUCUGAUAGCCCAGACUGAGCAAAUUAUAAUGUCUGUUUAUGUUUACUAAUUUUAUUUUAUUUGUCUACUGUACAAACAUACAUUGUGAACAUCUUGUUGGCUUCUUCCAAGAAACCGCAAACAAAAGGCAGUGGUUUUGUUAAGAAUACCAUGGCAUGGGAUCAUCACCGUCUGCAUUCCACUUCCACUGAUCAUCCCUUGUAGCCGCUUCUUUGAUUAGAUACGUCUCUGCUUAGGUGAGACGUGGAAGACGAGUUGUGUGGAGAAGCGUGUGGUCCAAGUCAGUCAUGGAUUAAGUGGAGUUAUUAUUCCUAUGUGAGUUCUUAUCUUACAAGGACUAUUCCAACUGUCUAAUUAGAUUUCUUACUACUUUUAGAGGAACACAAAUAAAGUUUAUAAAAUAAUAGUCCAAGUGUCUAACUAUGUAAGGGAGGAUAUGUUGAAUG